Messenger RNA from Lethenteron reissneri (Far Eastern brook lamprey), 1710 nucleotides. It is a transcript of the gene PCGF1, whose product is annotated as polycomb group ring finger 1. The record is from RefSeq and is a predicted model, not a curated record. Lineage: Eukaryota; Metazoa; Chordata; Hyperoartia; Petromyzontiformes; Petromyzontidae. Gene Ontology annotation, biological process: negative regulation of transcription by RNA polymerase II. Gene Ontology annotation, cellular component: PRC1 complex. Gene Ontology annotation, molecular function: promoter-specific chromatin binding.
GGCGCCGAUCCGCGCUGGGAAAUGCAAUGGGCGAUGGCGGCGGGGGUCCUGCGCCGCGCCGCCGCACGGACGCGGACAAUGGCGUCCGACACUCCGCUGGCCAACGCCAUGCGGCUCCGCAACCAGCUGCAGAGCGUCUACAAGCUCGACCCGCUGCGCAACGAGGAGGAGGUGAACGUGAAAAUUAAGGAGCUGAACGAACACAUCGUGUGUAUACUCUGCGCCGGGUACUUCGUGGAUGCCACCACCAUAACAGAAUGUCUGCACACGUUCUGCAAGAGCUGCAUUGUGAAAUAUCUGCAGACAAGCAAGCACUGCCCCAUGUGCAACAUCAAGAUCCACGAGACACAGCCCCUUCUUAACCUCAAGCUGGACCGGGUGAUGCAGGAGAUCGUGUACAAGCUGGUACCCGGCCUGCAGAACGAUGAGGAACGCCGCAUCAGGGAAUUUUAUCAGUCGAGGGGACUUGAUCGGGUCGUUCAGGCUGAAGAGAGCACGGCUGCGGAGCAGACGUCCCUGCAGAGUCUCCCCUUCGACCUCUCCAAGGCGCACUACUACUGCUACGACGAGCUGGUGCGGCUGUGCCUGGAGCGACACAGCUCGAGGCAGGGGGCGGAGGGCAAAGAGCCACCGGUGCCGGUGCUGAAGCAAAAGUUUGUGCGGUGUUCGGUGCGCACGACCGUGUCACAGCUGAGGCAGGUCCUCUCCAAGAAGCUGGGCAUCUGCCCCCCGUCCCAGGUAUUUGUACAUUUUGAGGAGGAGUCACUUUUGGACGACACGACACUGAAGGAAGUUUGGUUGACGUACUGGUAUCAAAAGGCAAGUCAACGCUUAAAUGAAGCAUUACAUAUUUGUGCUGAAGCUCAACGUUGAAAGUGUAACAUGCAACGCAUUUAAGUCACGCGCCUUUUCGCUUCUCUUUUUCAGCCAGCACCAUUGCUCUUGUACUACAGUAUUUCGGAAGGCCCCGUCAGCUGAUGACUGCUUCGUAUUCAAGACAAAAUUGUUGACCAGGGACUAAGUAUUUCUUCACGACAUGGUAGUCGUUAGAGCACUGAAGUGCCCUGUUUGCUUCCCAAAAAAGAAUAUUUAUUCGACAUUAAUUAUUGCUGCGUAUUUGUGUGAUUCUACAGCAUACAGGUCGUGUGUUGUUUUUGGUGAGUUAUAAAGCAUCCAAAUUCAAAUCCUUGGCUAGAUCGGUUUGGCACAAAAGCGAUGCUGUUGCUUACUCGCACACAAGCCCCCUGUAAUCUGUACACGGGUACUAUGGUCACAUGACAUUGAAAUGUAAAUAGCCAGCCUUGGUAGUUGCACAUCUGACAUUUCUCUCUGGAAGGAAAUUGUAUAUUUAAGUGCUGUAUUAUAAUUCCAAAUGGUAUUUUUAUGUAUAUUUUUGUAAGUUAUAGAUAUGUAUCAAUGAAAGGUUCCAGGUUCUACUACAUGUACUACAGUCUUAACUCAAGACUAACAUUGUAAAGUUAUAAUUCUGAGCCAAAAUAUGUUAAACUCCCAACAUGUGGAAGAGUAAAAACAGAAUAAGGGUAUAAAUGGUCUUAAAUUCAGUAUUACAUAUGCAUCGGCUAACUGAAGCCAUGUGAUAACACUGGUUGAAUUGCCUUGUCAACUAAACAAGCGGUAUCUUAUACUGUCCAUUUUUGUAAAUUCAAAUAUAUAUUUUAGUGUUAAUAUAAUUGUUUUGCUAUAGUAAUA